UUGGCCGCCUACAUUGUCGCGGUGGCCGCUCCUGUCCCUGCGCUCCGUCCCGCCGUAGCGGGCGCGCCGUCAUGCCCGAACGCGCCGCCGGCGCCGACCGCCGCCGAGUUCCCCGGGUGUACGCCCGUUGCGCUGCCGCGCGAGGAACUGGACGACUGCGAGUUGCGCUUCGAGUACUGGGACGCCGUCAGCGAGACCGCUUGGGUGUGUGAGCCGGUCAGUCCGUAUCACGAGUCGCCGGCGCGGUGUCUGACCGGCCUGGUGACCCUGAUUGCCCGGAUGCGCGGUUCUCCGAUCAGGUGCUUCGGUUGCAUGGACCUGCUGCAGCGCGACCGGCACGGUGAGCCGUGGAUCAUCAUGCAGGCGGACGAGUCGGUGUACCUGCAUCCGGGACGCGCCCGGCUGCCGGGGCCGAAGGCGAUGAUGCUGGGAGAGGACGACCUGCCCGACGUGGUGCUGGAGGUGGAUCACACCACCGACGUACGGCGGCGCAAGCUGCCGCAGUACGAGUGGUGGGGAUUCCCGGAGGUGUGGGUGGAGGUGCCGGACGCGCCGUCGGCGAGCCGUCCAAAGGGGCGACAGUCAGGCUUGACGAUUCACCUGUUGGAGGACGGUGCGUUUCGGCAGUCUCCGGCAAGCCGAGCGUUUCCCGGCUGGACGGCGGAGGAAAUCCACGCGGCGCUGAACGAGGCGGCGUUCUCCGCGGCAACGAGCGCGGCGCUGGAACGGGUGGGACGGGCGCUCGGCCAGCGGGAAGGCACCGGCCCGGACGACGAUCCGUUGCUGCGUUCGCAACGGGCGGAAGCGCGGACGGAAGCGCGGGCGGAACUGGCGCGAGAGCUGCUGGUGGCGCGCGGCAUCGCGGUCGGGGUGGACUUUCCCGGCGUACCGGGAUUCGCCGAUCUGCCCGUGCACGCCAUCGCCGCCGCGGCGGCUGCCUGCACCAGCCAGGCGGACUUCCGGGAGCGCCUGCGCCGCUGA
Molecule: messenger RNA, 981 nt
Organism: Geodia barretti
Lineage: Eukaryota; Metazoa; Porifera; Demospongiae; Tetractinellida; Geodiidae
Source: the annotation of a GenBank genome assembly